Pecten maximus is the source of this 5592-nucleotide messenger RNA. RefSeq lists its product as uncharacterized. The transcript is spliced from 8 exons. Lineage: Eukaryota; Metazoa; Mollusca; Bivalvia; Pectinida; Pectinidae. The record is from RefSeq and is a predicted model, not a curated record. Bases 1 to 3681 code for a protein of 1226 amino acids.
AUGAGGAACGUCCCACAUCAGGACGCUGAACGUCCCACAUCAGGACGCUGUGAGGAACGUCCCACAUCAGGACGCUGUGAGGAAAGCCCCACACCAGGACGCUCUGAGGAAAGUCCUGCACCAGCACGCUCUGAGGAAAGUCCCGCCCAAGGACGCUGUGAAGAAAGUCCCACACCAAGACGCUCUGAGGAAAGUCCCACACCAGGACACUCUGAGGAAAGUCCCACACCAGGAGGCUGUGAGGAAAGUCCCACACCAAGACGCUCUGAGGAAAGCCCCGUCCCAGGACUCGAUGAGGAACGUCCCACAUCAGGACGCUGUGAGGAACGUCCCACAUCAGGACGCUGUGAGGAACGUCCCACACCAGGACGCUCUGAGGAAAGUCCCACACCAGGACACUCUGAGGAAAGUCCCACACCAAGACGCUGUGAGGAAAGUCCCGCCCAAGGACGCUGUGAGGAAAGUCCCACACCAGGACGCUGUGAGGAAAGUCCCACACCAGGACACUGUGAGGAAAGCCCUGCUUCAGGACUCAAUGAUGAACGUCCCACACCAGGACGCUCUGAGGAAAGCCCCGCCCCAGGAUGCUGUGAGGAAAGCCCCACACCAGGACGCUGUGAGGAAAGCCCCGCCCCAGGACUCAAUGUUGAACGUCCCACACCAGGACGCUGUGAGGAAAGUCCCACACCAGCACACUGUGAAGAAAGCCCCGCCCCAGGACGCUGUGAGGAAAGUCCCACACCAGCACACUUUGAAGAAAAUCCUGCUCCAGGACGCUGUGAGGAAAGUCCCACACCAGGAUGCUGUGAGGAAAGUCCCACACCAAGACGCUCUGAGGAAAGCCCCGUCCCAGGACUCUAUGAGGAACGUCCCACAUCAGGACGCUGUGAGGAAAGUCCCACACCAGGACGCUGUGAGGAAAGUCCCACACCAGGAUGCUGUGAGGAAAGUCCUGCUCCAGGACGCUGUGAGGAAAGUCCUGCUCCAGGACGCUGUGAGGAAAGUCCCACACCAGGACGCUGUGAGGAAAGCCCCACACCAGGACGCUCUGAGGAAAGUCCCACACCAGGACACUUUGAGGAAAGUCCUGCUCCAGGACGCUGUGAGGAAAGUCCCACACCAAGACGCUCUGAGGAAAGUCCCACACCAGGACGCUCUGAGGAAAGUCCUGCACCAGAACGCUCUGAGGAAAGUCCCACACCAGGACGCUCUGAGGAUAUUUUCAACUAUUCUUUUUGGGAAACAGGACAAGAAUUUGAUGAAAUGGAAGUUGACUCAGAUUUUGUUCCAUAUGACUCCAGUUCUGAUGAAAGUGAUGUCUUUGAAUAUAUUCCAAAUCUGAGCAAAUUUGAAAAGGUAUCUAAGUCAAAUGUACAAAAUAUGGAAUGUGAUUCUGAUGAUGGAGAGAAAGCGGAACAUGAAAAUGAAGAUGAUGAGCUUGAAUGUGAAGAAGCAUUGUGUGAAGACCAAAUAUCAAGAGAUGUCACCCACAGGAAUAUUUAUAUCAGAAAAGUUCUAAAGAGUGAGAAAGGAUCACGAGCCCAAGCAUCGAAGAAAAAGAAUCUCCGGGUAUAUAACAGUUAUCAUGCAUGUUUCAUAUGUGGAAAGUUAGUGCAGCAUAUUCCAACUCAUUUAAAAACCCACAGAAACAAUCCCAAGGUGAAAGACAUUUUACUACAGAAAGUACCAGAUUUUUCCAAAGUGAGGAGGUUUGGUGAUGACUUGCACAACAGGAAAGUUGUUGAAGAAUUAAAAGGAGAAUUUCUUUUAGCCAGGCGUCCUUCAGACAACAAACUUGACAUUUCUUUGUACGGACCAUGUCCAAAUUGUAGUGAAUGGAUCUUGUUGAAAUGUAUUAAGUACCAUCACCAGAGAUGUACCAAAAAGGAAGGAAAAAAUGUAAAACUCAGUAGAAGAAGCCUUUCUACCCAAUCUAUGAUAUUAGCAGGGCAUAUCCAGUCAAAAUGUUCCAAAGCUAUGUUGACAGAAGUUUUUCCUAGCAUGAUAGAUGAUAAAAUAGCCAAGGUGGCGAAAGAGGAUGAACUAAUUGUUGCUCUGGGGGAAAGCUGGCUGAGGAGAAAUAUAGAUAACAUUGAAAAGAGACGUUACUAUGCUAGCCAAAGGAUGAGACUUUGUGCGCGGUUUCUUACACAACUACGUGAACUGCACAAAACAAUGGUGAAAUCUGGAAACCAGGAAAACAGUGAACCGGAUGAAGCUAUACUUGAAUCGGAUGGCGAUGGAUGCAACCAGGAUAUGUCGUACUACUUGAAGCCAUGUUUCUUUGACAUGAUUGCUCAAGCAGCACUGACAUGCUGCAUUCCAUUUAUGGAUGAUGAGGAGGAAUUAGAAUCUCCCAGCAAUGCAAUAAAGCUGAAGUAUGACAUCAAAAGAUUAGUUGAUGCUAAAUGGGCUUUGUGUUUGAAAGGAAAAUUUGAUGAACCCAAAUCUGCAUCAAAAGAUUGCAAAGCUGUCCUCAAACUAAUGGACAUUGAAUGGAAAGAAAAAGUAACACGCCAUGCAAGAGCAGUACUGGCUAGACGUUCAUUUGAUCGUACCAAGGAACUGCCAGACCCAGAAGAUAUUCAACGACUUACAAAACACCUCAUGGAAGAAUUGAAAACAACAGAGUUGACAAGUGGGAACUAUUAUCGUGUUGUGCUGUUGCUUCAAACACGACUUCUUCUUUUCAACAAACGUCGAGCUGGGGAACUGGAGGUUAUCAAGCUACAAAGCUAUGCUUCAAGAACAAAGGACCUAUCCGACAUAGAUGCAAGUAUGGUUGGGGAGUUGUCAGAAGUAGAAAAACUGUUGCUGAAGACCCAAGAACUGAUGACCGUACGAGGAAAGAGAUGUAGACCGGUACCAGUCAUCAUACCAGCAGAUGCAAGGAAACCUCUGGAGUUCAUCUCCGACAAAGGGGUACGAAAUGAAGCAGGUGUCGACCCAAACAACCAAUACUUAUUCCCAAACUCGUUGAAGUCUUAUGCAAGGGUAUACAGCUCUCUAAAAAAGAUCUGUGAGGAAUGUGAGCUGGCUUCUCCAUCACGAAUAACAAGCGUGUCCAUGCGCAAAUACACCGCAACUCUCACACAAGUGAUGAAUCUGAAGGAUAAUGAAAUGGAGUGGCUUUGCAGUCAUCUUGGCCACACAAGCAAGGUACACAAGCAGCAUUACAAACAGAUGUCCGGGAUGUUGGAAAGAACAUAUGUGAGCAAACUUUUGCUGGUUCAAGACCUCAAUUUGACGAAAAAUUUCAAAGGACAGAACCUAGAAAACAUUGACCUGAAAGACAUUCUCUUGGAAGGUGUUCAGGACAAAAUUCACGACGAUGGGCAAGAUCCAACAGACAAUUCUGCAGAAUUCAGUGUGCUAGAAGAAGUUGAGGAUGAAAGUGUUAUGUUUGACGAGAAGGAAUCAGAGUCUGACUCUGAGGUAGAAGACAGGCCACCAUUGUCAAAAAAACCCAGACUUUCCAGGCAGAAAUGGAGCGCAAAAGAGGAGGAAGAGAUCCAAACUUACUUUAAGACUUACCUAUCGUCUGGAACUACUCCAAGAGCCCAAGCAUGUCAAAAAGCAAAAUCAAAAAGUUUGAAAAACGGUGGAGAACUGCAUAAAAGAGCAAAUCAUCUUAUUAUCAAGAAAAUCAGUGCCAUCAACCAUAAAGCAAAGAAAAACUAAAGUCUUGUUUACUCAAAAGAGGCAUCAUUCCUGAUUUGACUUCAAUCACAUAUUGCAAAUUGUAGAAAUGAAUAUUGUAUUAAAAUUGUUGUGUUUGCUCCUAAAGGACACCCAUUGAAUGAUUUAUUGUAUCUUGUUAAAAUUGAAAGUCUGGUUAUUUCAUGUCCUAGGUAAGGACAUGAUAAGUGCUGCUAUCACUUUGCAUUUUGAAUGUGGAAAAAUACAAGACUAAAAACAUGUUUUAUUUCGCUUUAGCAGGACCAACAUAUUUUACUUUCAACAUGGAGCUUUUUAGGUCACCCGAGACGAAGUGUCAUGGGGACCUUUUGCGAUCUUUAUUAUGUAUGAACUAUGAUAUAUAGGUGCUGACCUUUAAAAGCAGUGUUUAUGUUGGUAUGAAAGUGUCGGAUGGAAGCACCUAGCACCAUCGUGUAUCACCAUAUAUAACGGAUGUAUGUACUAGUCAGGCGACAGGGAACUGGCAAAUUUUGUAAACAGGAAAGAAAAUUUGCAUUUUUAAUGAAACUGAUUUAGCUUUACACAUAAUUCAAGUAAUGAAACGCUUUCUUACAAAACAGAGGUUGUUCUCAGCACCUCUUUUAAAGUAUAAGGAUAACCAGUAAUGAUAAAGAAAGAAAAACUUGUCACUUAGUUCUUCCGAAAUUUUACCGUAGUCAAAUUAAUUUGUCAUUUGAAGCAGUUUAUGUCACAUUACUGCACGAUCUGACUGUACAACAACUAUUUUUACAGUAUUUAACAUUUAUACUUAAUCUGCAUGUGCACACGCAAUAAUAAUCGUGAUUUUAGAAAUUGUUUUCAACGGCGGUGUACGGUGUCUUCUAUAAUGGUACAGCGGUGUACGGUGGAGUAAGACACUGUACACCGCUGUUGAAAACAAUUUCUAAAAUCUCGAUUAUUAUUGCGUCUGCACAUGCAGAUUAAGUAAAACCGUUAAAUACUUUAAAAAUAGUUGUCGUACAGUCAGUCAGAUCGUGCAGUAAAGCGACAUAAACUGCUUCAAAUAACAAUUUAAUUUGACUGGUAAAAUUUCCGAAGUACUACCGGUAAGUGACAAGUUUCGUUACAUAAAGACUUAUUUCAUACACGCACAGACUCAUACUUUAACAGUAGUAGAGUUCUAAAAGAAACAAUAUCAAGUUUUUCCUUUUUUCGAUUUGUUACGUUAUAAGUGCUUUCAAAUCAACCCAUCGUUUUUCAAAUUUUUGGACAGUCAUAUUUUUCCUAUGAAUGUACUGUGCAAUUUUGUAAUGUUUUUCUAGUUCCAUUUUGAAUAUAAAUAGAGCAGGCAGAUGAUUUUUAUACUUUUGCUUGUAUAUGUGUAAUUUUGAUAAAACAAUAAUUAAGUUUACGUUGUUUAUUUCGUUGUCCGUUUUCCCAAGGAUAACAUCUGAAUUAUUCAAACUGAUGAGUUUUCUCGGUUUUGUUUUCUACCCAUGUGGUGAAUUCUUGCCAAAAUUUUGUAACAAGAGUACAUUCCCAAAACAAGUGGAUUAUUGAUUCUAUAUUUGCUUUACAAAAUGAGCAUACAGGCGAGUUAAUUACAUUUAUCAUACACAGGUAUUUGUUUGUGCUAAUGAUUCUGUGAGUAAUUCUGUAUUGGAACCAUUUAAGUGUUGAGUCCGAGGUUAACUUAAAUAUUAUAAAGUUAAUCUUUUCCCACCAAUAUUGAUUUUGAUGUAUAUCAAGUUCAAGUGACCAUUUGACUUUGUAUUUAUCAUUUGUAGUUAAAUCUUCAAUAAAAAGAUUAUAUAUCGAGAGUCCUCGUUGUUUAUUUGUUAAGAUGUGAUAAAUGUACUUUUGACAAUGUGGAAGUAUAAUAGUGGAAUUAUAAUUUCUCAGAAAAGGCCAUUUAGACAGAAUGGUAUUCCUGAUGCCAUAAAACUGAGUUAG